This is a messenger RNA of Cygnus atratus (black swan), 1753 nucleotides long. RefSeq names its product transmembrane protein 220 (gene TMEM220). The record is from RefSeq and is a predicted model, not a curated record. NCBI's taxonomy places the organism in Eukaryota, Metazoa, Chordata, Aves, Anseriformes, Anatidae. The transcript has 8 exons. The coding region runs from base 63 to 557 and encodes 164 amino acids.
CCGGGGCGGUGAAUGCGCGGCUUCAGCGGCCGUCCCUGCGCAGGCGGAGGCUGGCGCCGGCCAUGGCGGGCGGCAGCUCGGCGAGGCGGCUGUGGCAGCUCUGCAACCUGCUUAUGGCCGCCUUCUUCGGGCUGGCGGCUGCCGUGCAGGUGAACGACCCCGACGCCGGGCUGUGGGUGGUUGUCUACUUGGUGCCGGCUGCCCUUACGCUGCUUGUUGGCCUUAGCCCUUCAGUAACAGAAAACGCGGUUUGGAGAAGUCUCUGUGACCUUCAUUCUGCUGGUUGUAUUUUUGGAACCAUUGCUUUGGCUUGUUCUUUGUUUGCGUACACUCAAGGAAACAUUUUGCAUGAAGAGGAAGGCAGAGAGUUAUUUGGUCUGGUGAUUAUUACAAUAUGGAUGAGUCUUUGUCGCAGUUCAGUAAAGAAUCCAUUGGGUGGAAUUCAUCUGACUGCUGCAGUCUUGGUCGCUCUCUUCCCCUUUGUUUCAUGGCUGUACAUUUAUGUGAACAAAGAGAUGCGAGAAUCUUGGCCAGCACACUGUAAAACUGUGAUUUAAUUAGGUGGGAAAAUGUACAUAAAUAUUCUGACCUUAGUGCCUCUGCUUUUUGGUUCUUAAUGAAAGGUUAGUAUCAGUUUGAUAGGACCCAGGAAUGCCUUGUUGCUUCCAACAGUGUAGCUUCGUGUUCGUCAAUAGGCACCAGGAAUAAAUUGAAGAACAUUGUCAAAUCCGAGUGGAGAAUUUUUCUAUGGAAAUUAUUGUUCAGCCUGCUUCUUCACAUGUUUUCAAAGCACUGUUGACCUGAUGUGUGUUCCAAUGUUAAUUAUUCAAAAUAUUCUGGCAUCCCUGGUCCACACUCUCCUCCCAUGUUGUACCUUGGGAAAGCUACUGUUCAGUAACAUAAGGGAAAAGUAUACCAAUCACUUUGUUUCAAUAAAUGACUUUUUAUAGCUGUAAAACUUCCAAGGUAUCCACCUGGAUAGUCCACUGAGAUUCUCUGAAAGAUUAAGCAGUCUGUAUUUCUGUUCCUACACUAAAAUCUUAUGUGUAAAAUCAAUAUAUCUAAAUCAAUGUUUUUAUUAUCUUUGUGAUUACUGUUUUGACAGAGUAGUAAAUUCUAUUUUUCUAAAGAAAAUCCAGUGAAAACUUCUUUAUUUUCUGUGAGAUGCAUGCUUGACUGCCACCAGCAGACAUAGUCACUGUCACAACUCGCAGAAUUUCUGGUCCUGGAAAUCAGAACCCAUGCAGCAACUCAGAGACAGUAACCAUGCUCCAUCAUCACUAAUCCUGGAGAAGAAAGCACAGACAUAAAUAGUUCCAAAGGCGUUGCUUUCUGGUGGAGUUUCAAUAAUCCCCUCCAAAGUCAGAUGAUGAACACCAUGUGAGUCUAAACAAUAGCCACCAUCAUGCAGGUGUCCUGCAAGAAAGCAGACGACGCAUUGAUGAGAGUGUAUGACAGAAAGCGCAUCUUCGUAAUUCCACGCUAAACAAACUUUGUCUGAAGCAUCUGGAUGAAUGGGCAGAUGACCUGCAGAUGAGAGGGAAAGAAGAAGAGUUACUUAAAGCACAUAACAAUGAGAACUUGAGAACUUCAUCGAACCAGUCCAGCUGGGUUUGGCUAAAUCCUCCAUUAAACUCUACAAACUGAGGUUCUUUGAGCCCUGCAAUGAAGAAGAACGUUAGGCAUACGUGCAUACACCUGCUGUAACUUCCUUAUGUACUUUUACUUCUGUAAAUCUACUUAUGAGAAAUGG